Phycodurus eques (leafy seadragon) is the source of this 1212-nucleotide messenger RNA. Its product is annotated as LIM/homeobox protein Lhx1-like. The record is from RefSeq and is a predicted model, not a curated record. Gene Ontology annotation, biological process: neuron differentiation; regulation of transcription by RNA polymerase II. Gene Ontology annotation, cellular component: nucleus. Lineage: Eukaryota; Metazoa; Chordata; Actinopteri; Syngnathiformes; Syngnathidae. Gene Ontology annotation, molecular function: RNA polymerase II transcription regulatory region sequence-specific DNA binding; DNA-binding transcription factor activity, RNA polymerase II-specific.
AUGAUUCAGUGCGCCAACUGCGAAAAACCAAUUGUAGAUCGGUUCUUGCUGAAAGUUCUGGACCGACCGUGGCACGUUCAGUGUGUGCAGUGCUGCGAAUGCAAGUGCACUUUAACAGAAAAGUGCUUCUCGCGAGAAGGAAGACUCUACUGCAAGAAUGACUUCUUUAGGAGAUUCGGGACCAAGUGCGGAGGUUGCUCCCAGGGGAUUCUGCCCAGCGAUCUGGUCCGCAGGGCCAAGAGCAAAGUCUUCCACCUCAACUGCUUCACUUGCGUGAUGUGCAACAAGCAGCUGUCCACCGGCGAGGAGCUUUACAUCCUGGACGAGUUCAAGUUCGUUUGUAAGGACGACUACCACAACAGCAACAACAAUGGCAAAGACACCCUUCACCUCUCAGUGACGACGUGCAGCGAGCCCAGUUUGUCUCCGGACUCGCAGGACCUGCAGCAGGACGACAGCAAGGACUCGGAAGCGGGCCACCUGUCGGACAAAGACGCGUGCCCCAACGAGGGCGACGAGCAGGGCGCGGUGGGCAAGAGACGCGGGCCUCGGACCACCAUCAAGGCCAAGCAGCUGGAGACGCUGAAAGCGGCUUUCGCGGCCACGCCGAAGCCCACCAGACACAUCCGGGAGCAGCUGUCGCGGGAGACCGGCCUCAACAUGAGAGUCAUCCAGGUGUGGUUCCAAAACCGGCGGUCCAAAGAGAGGCGCAUGAAGCAACUGAGCGCGCUGAGUGCCAGGCGACACAUGUUCUUCCGCAGCCCGAGAAGGAUGCGAGGUCUCGGGGAGAGGAUGGACACCGCGGAGCUGGGCCACUUCUCCUACUAUGGCGAUUAUCCCGGUGAAUACUACGGCCCAGGCGGGAAUUACGAGUACUACCAAGGCCCGCCGUCGUCCCAGGCGCAGACGCCAGCAGACUUAGGCUUCGUGCCCUCCGCAAUCCCGGCCGGCACGCCCUUAGGUGCCAUGGAGCACCGCCACCCCGGGCACCACUGCCCCGGCGGAGAGGUGCAGUGUUACCCUGAGGUGCCGUCGCACCACCCGGUGAACUCCCCCAGCCCGGAGCCCAACGGACCGAGCUCCAUGCACAGCAUCUCCAGCGAGAUGUGCGGGCCCAGCACGCCUUUCGCCACCGUCGCCCUCGGCGACAGCGGCUACACCAACCAACUGUCGCAGCCCUCGUCCGAGGUGAGCGAAGGAACUGUCUGGUAA